This is a messenger RNA of Synchiropus splendidus (mandarinfish), 10327 nucleotides long. It is a transcript of the gene golgb1, whose product is annotated as golgin B1. The transcript is spliced from 20 exons. NCBI's taxonomy places the organism in Eukaryota, Metazoa, Chordata, Actinopteri, Syngnathiformes, Callionymidae. The record is from RefSeq and is a predicted model, not a curated record. Gene Ontology annotation, cellular component: Golgi apparatus; endoplasmic reticulum-Golgi intermediate compartment; cis-Golgi network. Bases 601 to 9273 code for a protein of 2890 amino acids.
GGCCGUCACAAUCCACUGCACGCUGCGGCCGACGAAGGCCACGAACACCGUGGUGUAGUGGGCGAGGAGCAGCAGGUUCCUGCCCAGCUGCCUGCCCUGGUUGAUGAUGAGAGCAACCCGCUGGUCUCGUGCGGCCAUGUUUGUCUUCGGUGUUGACACGAGGAUCUCGGCUCAGGAUACACACCCAGCCGGAGCUACUUCAACACAGCUCCGCUCCCAUCCUGGGCAGAGGAUGUCUGGUCACGGGUGACAGGAAGAACUUCCUGGAAGCUGAGCAAAAAAGGCACAUUUAUAAUUCAGUUUGAGGCAAACAUUUUCUCUGGAUAACUCUCCACGGAGAUUCCAAUUUAUUAAAAAAAAAGUUUUUAGAUUCGCCUGCUUCACAACAAACCGGACUGUUUUUUACAGCAAGGGCUCAUUUUGCCUUUUUGCGCCUGCGCGUUGCAGACAGUCCCUCGCCAGCCGUCCAAUCAGCGCGCAGGAAGUUUUGUUUCCGGGAAUGUUUGGUGAUGUGGCUCUGCUCUGAACCCCAAGCGAGGAAAUACAUGAGCCGAGACUCCGCAAUAUUUACCUGGAGAGCCGCGCCACAGUGUCAUCUCCAUGUUCAGCCGCUUGGCCACAGUCCUCCAGGAGCUGUCUGGAGAGGAAGGGGCGGAUGGAGACUCACAGGGAGUGUUGGCGCCUGCGCUGCCUGAAGGGGAGGCUCAGAGUGCCGCUCUCUCCGAGGCCCCAGAUGAGGCCAUGGAGCGGCUGGCUCAUCUGGAGCAGCUGGUGGUGCGACUGAAGGAGAUGGUCCGGGACAAGGACUCGGACCUGCUGCAGAAGAGCGCGGAGUUGGCGGAUAAAGAUGCUCAGCUUAAGAGUGAAAAGGAAGCGGCUGAGGCUCGCUUCACUAAACUCAAGCUGCAGGCCAAAGCCAAGAUGGCCGCUCUCAACAAACAGAUCAGUGAUUUGAAAGGACAGGAAGGAGCCACGAGUCCUGACAGCUCCUUUACAAAACCCCCUGCUGAUGAGGAGCUGCUGGAGCUCCAGAGCAGGUUGAGCAAGGAGGUGGCUGAGAGUAGUGAGCUGAGAGAGCGGCUGCAGGCUGCGGAGCUCCUUCUACAGGACAGAGAAGCAGCGCAUGCGGAGCAGGUGCGGCUGCUUCAGGCUGUGGUCUGUGAGAAGGACGUGCGUUUCCAGGAGCAGAUCCAGAAACAUGAGGAGGAGUUGCUGAAAGCCACAAAUGCCUCCUCAGAUUCCAGUGACCUGCAGCAGGCGCUGCAGUUAGCCCAGCGUCGCUGUGAGGAGUUGGAGGAGGCACUGGUCUCUCGCUCCGGAGUUCUUGAGAUGCUGCAGCAGGAGGUCACCAGUGCUGACCAACAGAAACAGAUCUUGACCGCUCAGUUCCGGCAGAUGGAGCAGGAGUUGGCUGAAGCGGUCAGGCUGAGGGGGGAGCAGAGCCAGCAGGCCAGCAGAGCAGAGGCAGAGUUGACUGUGCUCCGCAGCAGCUUGGAGUCUCUGCAGCAGGAAAGGGCAGAUGAAGGGAGGCAGGAAGCUGAGCUGGCUGCGCUCCGAGAGGCUGAGCGCUACAGCCUGGAGGCUCUGGAGAAGGAGAGGAUGGAAGUUGCCAGGUUGGCGAGUGAGUUAUCGGCGAUGAGGGCAGCAGAGCUUGCCCACCAGGAGGCCUCAGAGAGGGACGCGUCAAGCAUCUCAAGUCUGGAAAACCAGCUUGCUGCUUUCAGAGAGGCCGAGUCGGCUGCAGAGCGAGAGAGAGACGCCGGCCGUCGCGACUUGGAGAUGGCCAAGUCUGAAAUAGAGAAUUUAACAGGAGAGCUGGCUUCCCUCAGGGACGUGCAGGUGGAAGCCCAGAACAAGACCGAACUCAUGGAGGAGAUGUGGAGAUGUUUGGAGAGCCUCGGGGAAGAGGAAGCGUCAGCACUUCCAAGUGACCUGUCAGAUGUUCUUGACAUGGUGAAGUCUGUUGAGGCUAAAAUGAGCCAACUGAAGGACAGGCUCCGUGAAAGUGAGGGUGGAUUGACUCUGCACAUCCACACUGUGGCAACUCUUCAGGAACAACUUGAGCAAGUCUCUUCUGAAAAAGAGGAGGCCUUUGACAAGAUACAGCAGCUGGAGCAGCAAAUUCAAACGAUCACUGAAAUACAAGUGUCUGAACAACCAGCCCACGACUCUGCCCAGAUGGAAGAAGCACAACUAUCAGCAAAGGAGCCUGAAGAUCUAGGAAAGGUCCAAGAGACGGAGGCUGUGGGAGAAUCAUUCCAACUGACUGAAGAGCAGAGCUCCUCUGAGGUCAAACCUGACCACAGUCCAGACCAGCACGAUGGAACCACAAGCCAUGACGCUUCCUCAGAUUUAGCCGAGGGUCAGGAAGACUCUCCAGAAGAGGAGACCACUCUGGUGGCUGAGGAUAGCUUGGUUCUGUCCAGUCCCUUGGACCACGAGAGCAGCCCAGAACUCAUUGGCCCCCAGUCAGAGUCCCCUGAAGAGUCCAAAGCCACAUCCUCGGACGAGAUGGUGGCCAGCACUGACUCGGAGGUGGCUCACAGCAGUUGGACCAUCCUGGAAGCUGUCAAUCAGGACAGCAGCCAAGAGUGGCCGUCCAUGUUGCAGGACUUUGGCCCACUGCAGCUGCAGACCUGGGAGGAGACUAGUGUGGAUCAGGAAACAUCCACUGUUCAAGUGGAGUCAUCUACUGUCGUCAUCAGGGAGAGCAUUCAUGUUCAGCUGACUCAACAGAGGGAUUCCAGUGUGGAGCCCUCGGGCCAGGCCUUCGCUCAGCUCUUAGCUGAGGAGCUGCAGAAGAGAUACAGUGAGCUGUUGUCUGAACUAAAGGACCUCAGAAAGGCGGCAGCAGAGUCCCAGGAGAAAAUAAAGAGCCUCUCAGAGGAGACUGCAGCUCUUACUUCUGAGAAAGAAGAGCUAAGAACCCGAGCAGACAAGUACGUGGAGGAGCUGGAGUCUGCCAGGGAGUCAGUCGAGAUGCUCUCCCAACACAGCAGCUCUUUAGUCGAGAAGCAUCUGGUUGAGAUGCAGCUCCUGGAAGAGCAGAUUGAGAUUCUUAGCGGCGAAAAGGAAGCAAAAGAACAGCAGCUCCUGAGCCUGAGGACAGAGCUGGAUGCAGCUCAUCAGUCUCUGGCUGAGCAGGAAAGUCAGGCUCGAUUGCUCAGUGUUCAGCUGGAGGACAGGGAGAUGCUCUCCUCAGAGCUGGAGAAGAAGCUUCAGGAUUUAGAGGAGAACAUGCUCGGACUCUCCCAGACAUCGGAGUUGAACAACGAGACCUUGUCGAAGAAGGACGCCGAGAUCAGUGAGCUGCAGCAGAGCCUGAGCCAGAAAGAGCAGGAGAUCUUGGAGCUGAACGACAGCAUGUCUGCAAAGCUGCUCCAUGCGGAAGAAGAGAAGUUUGUCAGUGACAGCGAAGUCAAAAAACUCAAGGAACAGAUUGUUGCACUUGAGAUGCAGAAGGUGAGUGUGGAGGACACGCAGGUGGACGAGGAAGUGGCGAGUCUGAGGAAGCUGAAGGAGGAGCUGGAAGGGCAGCUCACUACCACAAAGAAGAAGUUACAGGUUUUGCUGGUACAACGGAAGGAGCUUUUGAAGAAGGUGGCUAACUAUGAAGAAGCUAUAGUUCUCAAAGAGAGAGAUACAAACCCAGCUGCAGAUGUGCCAGUUGAUGUCUCGGCAGGAGAGGGAGCUCAGGUGGUAAAAGAGAUGGAGACGAAGCUGGUGGAGUUGGAGCAAACUGUGAGAUCGAAAGAGGUGGAGCUGAAGGAGCUUGCGCAGAAAGUUGGUGAGCAAGAGAAAAUAAUUUCGGAGACUCUUGCAUUAAAUAGAAAGCUGAGUGAAGAAGCUGAUAACAAGGAAGCUGCAUCUUCUGAAGUUGGUUUGUUGCAAAGUCAGGUGGCUUCUCUCCAAGCUGAAUGUGAAAGCCUUCAGAAGAGAGUCGCUGAGGCCCAGGAGUCCCGAAAAGAGACCAUUCGCAAAGCCAAAGAGAAAGAUCGGCACCACCGGGAGCAGCUGAAGCAGCAGAAGGAGGAGUACAGUGAGCUGAUGGAGCGCUUUGAGGUUCAGACUGGCGAGCGAGAUGUUCUCCUGAUCAAGUUAAAGGAAUCAGAGGAGACAAGAGGCUCCAGGGGAGAAGAUCAGCCUCUGCUAGACAACAAGCCGCUGGAGAAACCUGCUGAAAGUGUGCAGGAGGACUGGGUUGAUUUUGCAGCUUCUGAAGAGUCUUCACAAACACCGGAUCCCGCAGGUCCAGAGGAGCAUGUGAAGGUUCUGAAAGAGGAGAUCAACGCUCUGCAGAUGGUGAACACAGAGCUGGAGGAGCGACUGCAGCAAACUCAGGGCAGCUUGUCGCUGAAGGAGAGCCAGUUGCUGGAACUUGGCAAAGAACUGAAGGCCCUGAAGGAGAACGAAAGACAGAUGGAGUCACUUUCAAAGGAAAUCGAUGACCUGAGAGAGAAGUGCUCCCGAGCAGAGUCCUACACCGAGGCCUUACAGGCCGAAGUCAAGGCCACGAGUGAGGCGGCGUCUUCAGAGUCGGCCGCCACCAUCGCCGCACUUCAGACUGAAGUGGUUGACGUCAAGCUGUUUAUGGACAAUAAGAACCAGGAGAUCCUGGAGCUGAGUCAGCAGCUGACUGAGCAGAACGCUCUCAUUCACUCCAUGCAAAGUGCUGUCUCGCAUAAGGACGAGCUCAUAGCAUCGCUGGAGAGCCAGCUCAGUGCUGAGAAAGAGAGGAGCCAAAUGUUAGAGGUUCAAGUUCCUCUCAAACAGGAGGAGGAAAACGAUAAUGAGCAGAAGCUUCAGCAACUCCAACGGAAGCUCCAGGCUGCGCUCAUCUCCCGUAAAGAUGCAAUAAAGGAGAACAAAACCCUCAAGGAGCAACUUGCUCUGAGUGAAAGUGCCGUGGCUGAACUCAAGAUGAAACUGCAGGAGGCAGAAGAAGACAUGGAGAAACUAAGAACGGAGAAGAUGCGACUGAUCGAGGAGGUUGACCGGAUGCUGCUGGAGAACCAAAGCCUGGGAUCCUCUUGUGAGAGCCUGAAACUGGCGAUGGAAGGAAUCCUCAACGAAAAAGAGGCCUGUGCCAGGGAGGCAGAGUUCGUCAAAGAAGACGCUGCCAGGAUCAGCAAGGACUGGGAGGAGAAGGUCCAAAACAUGAAGGAGGAAUACGAGACUCUGCUCAAAUCUUAUGAGAACGUGAGCGACGAAGCAGAGCGCGUGAGACGGGUUCUUGAAGCUGCAAGGCAGGAAAGACAGGAGCUGGCUGCUCGCGUGAGGACCAAUGAGUCCGCCAGGCAGGAAGCGGAGAAGCAGGUGGAAGAGGCGCAGAAAGAGGUCGAAACUGUCAAGGACAAAAUGAGGAAGUUCGUGAAGACAAAGCAGCAGAAGAUUUUGGAGUUGGAAGAGGAGAAUGAAAGACUCAGAGAGAUGAAAGAAACACCUUCUGUGAAACAUGAUAAUGUGGAUGUUGAAAGGCUCCAAGAUGAGCUGCAGGCUGUAAAAGCAGAGUUGCAAGGCAUCAUGGAAGAAAGAAAGCAGCUAGUGCAACAGAUUGAGAGGAUGAGAGAACAACCAGAAUCAAAAGGAGAAGGUGAUCCUGUGGCCCUGGAAGCUUCAGAAGUCACGGAUUCACAGAGCUCAGACGCGAUCAAGGCAGAGUUUGUUCCAGAUCUUCAUCAAGAAACCUCACCUCCAGAGGAGAGCGCAGCUGAGGUGAUGGCUCCAGCGGGUGAGGAGCAGAGAUCUGACAUGACUGAAGCAUCUCAGGUGUUACCAGAUGAGUUGGUACUGGGUGGUGAUUCUGAGAGGGAGCAGUGGCGGACUCAGGAGGCUGAGCUCAGAGCUACCUUGUCUUCUCUUGAGACAGAGCUGGGAGAGUACAAAGAGCGAGCAGGUCUGGUGGCUUCGCUGCAGGCUACCGUGCAAGAGUGCAAAGACAGAGAAAGCAGCCUGAUGGAGGACUUCGCUGAGAAGGAGGAAAAGUUGAAAGAGCUUCUGAGAAGCACUGAAACAGAGAAGGACAACCUGGAGGAGAGAUUGAUGAACCAACUUGCCCACGUCAACGGGAGCAUCGCAGGCUAUCAGCAGGAGGCCGCGGACAACCGGGAGCUGCUGGCCAAACUUCAGCGAGAGAUGGAAGCGCUGGAGAGAGAGAGAGCCGAGCUGGAGGUGCAGGCGCAGGACGAGAGAGCCCGGGCCGACCGGCUGGAGGAGGACGUCAGGCAAGCCCAGAGGCUGAGAGCAGAGGCUGAGGCAGAGGCCGGCAAGCAGAGGGAGCUGGAGCAGCAGCUGAGGUCCGCUCAGAGGGUGAGGGAGGGCAGCCAGAGCCGAGCGCGUCAGCUGGAGGAGCUGCUGCGAGAAAAGCAGAUGGAGGUCCGGCAGCUGCAGAGAGACUGCAUCCAGUAUCAGGAGCGUAUCAGCGAGCUGGGCAGGGAAACCAAGUCUCUGCAACUGGGGCAGGAUGAAACUCAGAGGAAGCUGGAGCAGGCGCAGCUGGAGGCCACCAAGAUCCAGGAGAACCUGAACAGGACUGAGGCAGAGUUGGUGAGCUGCAAGACAGACUUGAGUGAGGCUCGGAAGGAACUCAGCGACGUUGUGUCGGAGAAACAUGCAUUAGAGCAGACUGCACAAAAGAAAGAAACCUUGAUGAAAGCAGAGGCGGAGCAAACGCUGGACUCUGUGAGGUUCAGGCUUGGAGCGGAGCUCAAAGAGAUGGAGCUGCGGCUGGAGGAGGUGUUCAGUGAGAAAGAGAAGGAGGAGGACGCAAAGUUGGAGGCCAGAGAUGUGGCUGUGGCGGCGGAGAGGCGCGCUCAGGAAAUGCAAGCUCGCCUGGAUGAGUCUCUGGCCAGGUUAGCCGCCUUCUCCCGCUGCAUGUCUUCGCUCCAAGACGACCGCGACCGAGUUCUGGAUGAGACCCGGCAGUGGGAGACCCGCUUUAAUAACGCUCUGCAGGGGAAGGACGCUGAAGUUCGGGAGGCUGAGACACGUGCCAAGGAGCUGGCAGAGCAGCUGCAGAAAGAGUCUGAGCUCAAGGAAGAGCUUCGGACCGCCGUAACCAGGCUGGAGAAGGAAGAGCAAGCCUGGCACUUGAGACUGGACGAGGCAGAAGGGAACAAUAAAAUAAGUCAGGCUGUCCUGGAGGAGGAGACGGCCAAGCUUCAGCAAACUACAGCAGACCUGCUCUCAGCUAAAAAUGAAAUCCACAAGCUAAAAAAUGAGCUUGAGAGUGUUCAGCAGCGAGCUAAAGCUCUGGAGGAAGCAGUCGGUAAACUUCAGACUGAAGUGGAGCAAACCCGGAGGGAGCUGAACGACAGGGAGUCGGAGGAGAGGCGUCUUUGUCUGACGGUAGAGCAGCUGGAGAUGGACCUGCGCUCCUCAAAGACCCUGACGGAGAGUCUGCAGACGGAGCUGAAUGAGAAGGAGCAGAGAGAAGUGGACAUGCUGGUGGAGAAGGAGCAAGCGGUUGCGCAGGCAGCAGAGGAGGCAAGGAAGGAAAUGGAGAGUAGGGCACAAGGAGCGGAAGAGGAGUUGGAGCAGAGAAGAGGAGAGAUGCGAGAACUGGAAGAGAAACUGAGGAGAACGGCGGAGGAGAGCAAGAACAAUAAAGCCAGACUGGACUCCUUCACAAGUGCGAUGGGCUCCCUGCAGGACGACAGAGACCGGGUCCUGACCAUGUACAAGCAGCUUGAAGAGAAACACCUUCAGGUCAUGAUGGAGAAGGACGGUCUGAUCCAAGAGGCUGCGAGUGAGAACAAUGGCCUGAAAGAAGAGCUGCGUUCUCUGCUGGUCCAGAGAGAUGACCUCCAUGCUGAGAAGGGCAAACUCUCUGCUCAGCUUCACGGCUAUCGUGAGGAGCUCAACCAAGUGCUGAGCAUGAAGGACUCCCAGCACCGACAGCUUCAAGCCUCGCAGAGGGAGAAGAUUGCCUCUCUGGAAAAGGAGCGGGAGGAACUGGCGAGCCAGCUCCAGAGUUUUGUCCAGGCCAGAGAGAUGGAAGUGGGAGCAGGUCAUGUAGAAAGAGAGAUCCUGAGCAGGAGCGAGUCCCUGGUGGAUGCUCCUGGCGCAGAGGUGGAGAAGCUACGAGAGCAGCUGCAGGUGUCCCGGGAGCAGGUGGCUGCUCUGGAGGCCGCGCUUGAAGAAGAGCGGAGUGAGCAGGAGAGCCGCAGCAAAGAGCUCUCUGAGCUGCGAUGGGAAGGGGGCGUGAUGCGAACUGAGUCAGAGACGGCGCAGGAGAGGGUGGCAGAGCUGGCCCGAGACCUGUUGGCCGUGGAGCAGAAGCUGCUGGAGGAGAAGGAGUUGACGUCGAAUCUGACGGCAGAGAAUCAGUCCUUCGCUAAAGCGAUGGCCUCCCUGCAAGACAGCAGGGACCAGGCGGAAAACAGCGUCCGCCAACUGACUCGAAAGCUGGAUGAGAUGAGCAAAGCAGCGGCCGGGCACUCGGCGCCGAGCAGCCCCGGGGGGGCCACUGGGGAGGUGUGGGGUUUGAAGAACGCACUGCAGGCGCUCCAGAACGACCGAGAGAGACUGCUGGAUCAGCUUCAAUCGCAGAGCAAGCAGCUCACGAGUCAGAAGUCGGAGCUGGCGCGUCUGGGGGCUGGCGAGUUGAUCCAAGUCAGUCAGGAGCUGAUGGAAGAGAGGAGCGUGAAGGAGGAGAUGCUGCGCACCGUCACGCAGCUGGAGAACACACUGCAGGCCACCCAGCAGGAUGUGGAGAUGCUGAGGCUGGAGCGCCUUGACUGGAUGGCCCAGGCCGAGCAGCUGAAGCAGCAGACCCUCACCACGCUCACCGAACGGGACCAGCAACUGCGGCAGCUGAGCGCCAUGCUGGAGGAGGCCCGAAGCCAGAAGCCCAAGCUGCAGCAGGAUCACUACCUGAGAGAGGGCAGAGAGGAGGUGGACAGUGCCCCCGGAGCUCCUCAAGAGAAGAGCAGCCUGCCGGAGAGCUUCAGCUACAACACUGAGAUGAGAGAGCUGCAGCAAAGGCUGGAGGAGGAGGUCCAGCAGAGGAUGAUGGCGGAGGAGCAGCUGAUGGCUGCGCAGGAGCGACUCCGGCGUCAGGCCAAGUGGCAGCCAGAGGAGGAGCACUCGGAGACAGCUGUGUUCAUCGAGCCACAGGAAGGAGCCGUGACUCGGACUCGCAGAGGUGGUCGAGGGCUGACUAGGGUGGUGCGGGGGGCCUUGUGUUCCCGCCAGCGCACCCCACUGCUGCUGGGCCUGUACCUGCUGACGGUGCACGUGCUGCUGCUGCUCUGCAUGGGAGGCUACCUCUGAAGCCGAGCACCAACAUGAAGGGAACCAUGCACUUUAUCUAUCAGCCAAAGUAUCUGUGUGGGUGAGACCGAAGCGCGUAAGGGAUCCAGUCUGACUCUGACUCCGCCUGGCCGCGUCCGUACAGAGGGAGAGGGUCCGGUACUCCGGCUGACGCUCACUGUGCCUUUAGCUUCUCUUCUAAACCUGUCCAGGUUGAUGUGACGUUGCUGUUCACACGGGCUUCCUCUCCAUCUGCACCAGUUCGUCAACCCGACCUCACACCCUCAUCACUUUCUCACGCUCCAGUGACGCUGGUUCUGUUCGGGUCGAUCACAGAAGCGACUGCUGCCAGUCCUGAGGUGUGAGGCUCCUCUCUGUCAUUGUUCUUACUUGAGUAGGUGUCACAUUCUGUUGCCUCUCUGAGGGCAGAUUUUACAUGGCAUUAACACAUUGGUCAGUUUCCCUGAGGUGUUUCAUUUGGGGUUCGUGAGAUUAACUUUAUUAUUAGAUUGACUUAGUGCAAGGAUUUUGUUUUUUGUUUUUCAUGCACCUGAUAACGUCAGCCCACAAGGUGUGAGGGUCUUCUGCAGAGAGCACAGUGCAAUUUGUUGAUUUACAUGUGUCGAAGAGAGUUCUGAUGUGUGUCUGUCUGUCCCCGUGUGUGUGUGUGUGUGCGCGCCUGUCGGCCGGUCCUCGUGACUGGGAUUGUGUUGCACAGAUAUUGAGAGCUGCGAUGGAAACACAUUCCUCACUGGACACAGUCCAGGUGAAAGCUAUACUAUAUUAACUGAUGGUUUAUUGUCUGUCGCCUUUGCAGCAUCCAGUCACAGGAACAAUAGCUGUAAAUAGUUUUAAAGAGCAGGACAAACCUUUGCUAAGGACAGGGAAUCCAACUUCCUGUUUGACAAUGAUCUCACUUCCUCCUCUCUAGACCUUUGCAGCGGUGAGAGACACUAAUCAGCUGCUCUGUCGGGUGUUUCAGCUCAUGUUUUACCAAUAAAACCUUCACUGACUGAUGAAGCUGUAGUGCUUUCGUUAUUGAAGCUUGUAAGCAGCGUGGUGAUGUCAUCAGCAG